AUGGAGGAUUUAAAGAGCCACUCGACUUCUUCGAUUGCUCUGCUGAAGAGAAGGCAGGCGGAUGCUGAGAAAGGAAACUUCUCCAACUUCCCUGCCCUGAUCAUAUUCACCGACAAUGAGGGGUUGAACCAGGGGAGGAGCUUUCCUCUUCGGUUUCAUACGGAAGCACAGCUGCUCGAGUGCUAUCAAAAGGUGUCGAACCAGAUGAAUGAGAUGAAAUUGCACGACACGCUCUUCUCGAGCUUCACCAAGUUUCGGCUCUUCAUGAGAAGGAUGUACCAGUCGGAAGCCUUCCAGCUGCUCUUUGGCUUCUCUAUUGGGGCGAUCUUCUUCCUCAACUGCGUUCAGGCAGAGUUGACUCCUUCCAGCGACUCAGUAGCAAGCACAGUCUUCAAUGUGACCGACAUCAUCUUCACAGCUAUCUUCACCUUCGAGCUUGCACUCAACAUUUUUGUCAAUUGGAAAGGGAAGUAUGGGAUGAAAUUUUGGCUCAAUGGGUGGAACAUUUUUGACACUGUAAUCGUGAUCGUUUCUCUGCUGUCUCUGGCACUACCUAAAGUGCCUGCCUUCACCACCCUGCGAAUGCUGAGAGUUUUCAGGGCAGCUCAGCUUUUCAAAAGGAUGAGACAUCUUCGCGUCAUCUUCAAUGCGAUUCUUGGCAGUUUGCUGCCAGUUCUCAACUCAGUGUUGAUUCUUGUCAUCGUCACCUCCAUGUUCGCGAUCAUCUCAGUGGAUCUCUACGGUACAAGGAGACCUGAUCUUUUUGGGAAUUUUGAACUCGCCAUCUUUACCAUGUACCAGUGUGCUACUGGAGAUGCGUGGGCAUCUUCAGUUGCCAGGCCUCUCUUUUCUUCAUCUGACAAGACUGUAAUGAUAUUCUUUGUGGUUUACAUGAUCAUCUCUUCCAUGAUUCUGCUCAACGUAGUCGUUGCCGUGAUGCUCGACAACUUCAUUCGAUGCGUGAACGAGGAAGAGCAGGGUAUAAGAAAGAAGCAAGCUGAAAACAAUCGGCAGGGAAUAGACAAAUCUAUCCGUGUGCUCGAUCCAAUUCUCAGCAAGCUGAUUGUCUUUGACAAUGCAGAUCACUUUGAGCAGAUGGUUGACUCAGUAUUUGACAGGCUUGACCUCCUUGGCUCGAACUCCUUGUCCUUCUCAGAGCUGCAGACUGGCCUCAAAGCAUUUCACACAGACCCGAUGAUCUUGUUGGGCUUCGAUGACUUCCAGUACAUCACUCGGAAUGUGGAGCUCGGACAGGACAGGAGAAUCACGAGAGAACAAUUCGUGGAAAUCUUCCAAGAGGAGUUUGAACUCUACUCUGCCCGUAAACUCGCAGAGGCGCAAAAAUGGUCGCGCGACGGAGAGUCACCGGUCAGUUUAGCAAUGAAGCUUGCGCUGAUACAGGGAAACCCUGAGUGGUACGGGGACGACGAUGAAAAGCUCUCACUGGUGGACAAGCUCAAGCGUGUGACGGCAGAAAGAGACGCAGCGUUGAGUGAGCUCAAGCGGUUGAAAGGACUUGGCGACAAUGACGUGGGCACGCAACGCGUUGGCUUGAUUGGCAGCGGGACCGGCGGGUACGGCAUGAAUGGUUUGAGGGUCAACGGUGCGGGGGUGAACGGGCAUGGCCCACCACCCGCCUCAUCGCGACCGUCGCUCCUCUCAAGCUAUCUCGAGAGGCAGACCGGUUUCACGGCCCGAGCGUACGACGACAGUGAAGAAUGGGAGGGUGCUAACGGAGACAAGUUCAUCUUCUAG
This is a messenger RNA of Guillardia theta CCMP2712, 1755 nucleotides long. RefSeq lists its product as hypothetical. Gene Ontology annotation, cellular component: voltage-gated sodium channel complex; plasma membrane. The coding region runs from base 1 to 1755 and encodes 584 amino acids. Gene Ontology annotation, molecular function: voltage-gated sodium channel activity; calcium ion binding. The transcript is spliced from 2 exons. Lineage: Eukaryota; Cryptophyceae; Pyrenomonadales; Geminigeraceae. Gene Ontology annotation, biological process: monoatomic ion transport; transmembrane transport. The record is from RefSeq and is a predicted model, not a curated record.